AUGAAUUGCUGUAAAAACAAAGUGGAGGUGUUGAUGACGCCCCUGGUGUACACAGAAACAGAUACGACCAGAAUGAUCGAGAAGUACAACAAGUUCUGGUUCCUGUGUUGCUGCCCAGACUUCUGGGUCAACAAAGUGGACUUCUCCGAUACCUUCACCAAGAUAUAUCGACCAGCCAUGAUGGCAAUACAUGUGGUCAUGGUCAUAUUCUGUUUUUCUUGUACCCUAUCUUUGUGGACACAGAAGAAUCUAUCUGAGAGCCAGCAAUCCGAUAGACUGGCCUACGGGGCAUCUGCUCCCAUCAUCACCAUUUUCUAUCAUUUCGUGAUCCUGUGUUACAAGGAUGACGUCAGAAAAGUCCUGUAUAAACUGGUGGUAGUUCUGAAGGUGGACCACAAUGAUAAGCAAGCUGAAAGGGAGAUGAUGGAGCAGUCUCGGUUGCACAACGGAUUAUUUUUCUCGUCGUGUGUUUGCAAUAUGGUUUUUGUUGGGCUGUAUAAUUGUUAUCUGGCUGUCACUACGGACGCAACCUUCAUCACCUGCAUCUCAGCAUGGCCGGACAUCGAGGAGCGGUCACUCCCCGCAGGACUGACCAGGGUCGUGGUCUACUUCGUGUGGUUCGCCCACGUGGUCCGCAACAUGGGCGUUUUCCUCAUCAUCCACACUGUUCUGCUGUGCCUCACGCAGCAGUACAAGAACCUGCAGAGUUACUUCGAAGAUUUGAAUAAGAUUUUUGAAGAGACGAAGUUGAGUCAGGAGGAGAAGGAAUUGAAGUAUGAGGUCAAGUUUAAGAGGGGGAUUGAACAGCAUGCUCUUACGUUGUGGUGUGUGGAUGAGACACAGCGCGUUUUCAAAAUAACGUUUAGUUCUCACGUGCUGCUCUGGUGUGGACUCCUUAUCUCUAUUCUCCCAGAUGUGAUGAACAAUGAUGAUCAUACCCUGAAGAUGUUGGUGUCGAACGCGCCGCGUGUGGCUGCUGCGCUGGUCGGCCUCGGCUACUUCAUGUGGCCCGCCGGAGACAUGUCUGUUGAGGCUUCUAAUCUGCCGCAAGCUAUGUAUGGCUCUGGCUGGCAAUGCUGUUACCACCGCUCGUCUCGUGUCAGGAAACUGGUCGUAUUGGCCAUGAUGCAAGCACAGAGGCAAAUAGAAAUGAAAGCAUUCGGUCAUCUUACAUUCUCCUACGAAACCUACGUGGCGAUUGUCAAGAUGUCAUAUUCCCUUUUUUCAGUAUUUUAUUGA
This is a messenger RNA of Helicoverpa zea (corn earworm), 1239 nucleotides long. RefSeq lists its product as uncharacterized. Gene Ontology annotation, molecular function: olfactory receptor activity; odorant binding. Gene Ontology annotation, biological process: sensory perception of smell; detection of chemical stimulus involved in sensory perception of smell. Gene Ontology annotation, cellular component: plasma membrane. The record is from RefSeq and is a predicted model, not a curated record. The transcript is spliced from 7 exons. The coding region runs from base 1 to 1239 and encodes 412 amino acids. Lineage: Eukaryota; Metazoa; Arthropoda; Insecta; Lepidoptera; Noctuidae.